Molecule: messenger RNA, 264 nt
Organism: Lotus japonicus
Lineage: Eukaryota; Viridiplantae; Streptophyta; Magnoliopsida; Fabales; Fabaceae
Exons: 1
Coding region: 1-264 (87 amino acids)
Source: RefSeq, a predicted model, not a curated record
AUGGAGAAACAGGGCGAAAGGAAAAAAGUGGGAGAAGAAGGACCUCAGAUCUCAAAGAUGGAGCCUGUGACACAUGGUGCAUACGGUGGUGGAAUGUAUGGUACUGAAAAGGAGCAACCACAAACACAAAACAAGCCACCAGCAAGUCAAAGCCAGAGUGCUGAUGGCCCUGUUGAUAAGGACACUAUCAAGCCUAUAAACAAUCCUCCUCCUUCAUCAGGCGACCGAGAUAUAGAUAUCACUGGCCAGUCAUAUAUCCAGUAG